GGCCGUUUGGAAUUUUGGCGCGAGAGCAGCAGUUAAGGCUUAUUGGGUUUGCGCGCGCUUCAGGGGAAGAAAAAAAGAACGUGGGAGACUUAGGUGAGGGGAGACAUCCGGGAACUUACCAAGGAGAGCAAGGCGUCCUUGGUGUGGCUGAGAGGACACUGACAAGAGACAGAGCACCUCCCUGUGGUGGAACCCAUCAUGCCAGUAGCUCUGGACAGUGCAGGGGCAGAGUCCCAGCUGAGUCAUACUCCUCUGCCAGUGCCUGCCUUCUUCCACGAAGCCAAACGCAGCUUUUCAAUCAAGAAGGCCCAUCGGCCACUUAGCUACACCCUUCCUUCACGGCCACGCCACAAGAGCACGCUAACCGUGAGCCGAGUUUUUUCUGACCGCCGGCUUCAGCCAUGGACCCAGCCCCACCCACGCAGCGUGUCCUUUGAUGGAGCACAGAGGCAGCCACCGUCUCUGCACAGCCGCCCCUAUGAUGCUUCCAAGAAAGAGCUGUUUUUCAGGCAGUGCUUUCAACAGCUGAGCCGUCUAGGGCGGGGAUCAUUCGGUGAAGUAUACAAGGUGCGCUGUAAGGAGGAUGGGCAGUUGUAUGCAGUGAAGCGUUCUGUGGAGCCGUUCCGAGGCGAGGGUGACAGACAGCGCAAAUUGGCCGAGGUGCGCAAGCAUGAACGUGUGGGACAUCAUCCCAACUGCGUGAGCUUCGUGCAGGCCUGGGAGGAGCGUGGGCAGCUUUACAUCCAGACAGAACUGUGCCCAGGCAGCCUGCUGCAGUACUGUGAGCAGCAUGGGCCACUACCUGAAUGGCAAGUGCAGGCCUUCCUCUGGGACCUGCUGCAGGGACUGCGUCACUUACACAGUCGCAACCUCUUACACAUGGACGUCAAGCCGGCGAAUAUCUUCCUCUCCUCUAACAACGUCUGUAAGCUGGGCGACUUUGGGCUGAUGCUGGAGCUGGACUUCGGGGAUCUGAAUGAUGCUCAAGAAGGGGACCCUCGCUACAUGGCCCCCGAGUUGCUGCGAGGAGAGUAUACCAAGGCUGCUGAUGUCUUCAGCCUCGGCAUGACCAUUUUGGAGAUUGCCUGUAAUAUGGAGCUCCCCAACGGAGGGGAAGCUUGGCAGCAGUUGCGACAGGGCUACCUGCCUCCUGAGUUCACAGCAGGUCUCUCUGGUGAACUGCAGACUCUCUUGGCAGCCAUGCUGGAACCCAACCAUCAGCUGCGGCCCUCCGUGGAGGCCCUGCUUAGUUCUACCCUCAUGCAGAAGGCUGAGAGGCGGCGGAAGCUGAUGCUGCUGGUGCAGUCUGGGAUCCAACAAGGAGUUGCCAUAUGCCAGACCCUUGUCAGGUUUGUACAGUGGCUCUGGGGGACUGUGUGCAGCCCAGCUCACUGGCUACUGUUUUGGCAUCAGGACGUGCCAGUCACACCUCCCCACUCGCCCUUCCCUUUCCCCCUGGAAGACAGCAGCCUCUCCAGUGACUGGGGUGAAGAGCGAGGUGAAGGGGAAGACGAUGAGAGCCUUGGUCAGGAAGUCUUUGAGCUAACGAAGGGAUCUGGACAUCACAACCAUACUUGUUCUGUGGAGCUGUGGCCGGCUGACAAAAUGCCUGGCUCCCCAGCGCUGAACAUAUGCCCCAGUGUGGGAAGCACCUCUACCCCACGACACCCCUCACCCCAGCAGAAUGGUGACAGAGAAAACAGGUCUCUGGCCCUCCAGGGGAGCCCUAACCUCAGCCGUAUCAGCCAUGAGUCCCCGAUCAGCAGCCACAGUUCAUCAGACUCCCUGCCCGUGAGCAGCCUGCGCCGCACGCUAGCUUUUGACGAUGAGGAUGACAAGGUGGGGAGAGACCAGUGGGAAGCUGCUCUCGCUCAGUGUUCAGAUCAGUAUUCCGCUUUUGAGCCGAAAAACCUGCUCAACAUGUUUGAGGACUCUGUGGCGGCUGAGCAGAAGUGCCAGGGUUGAUGGGGACUUCGUUUCAUUUCAGAAUGGUCUGCUUAGCACUCCAGUGGCUGAAUGGAGGAGCGCAGUCCCUCAGGUGGAUACACACAGCUGGUGGGCUCUAGCAUCCAGCUCAGUCUAGUAAAGGGGAAGGCAGGCAGGCCCCUCCAGGGACGCUUCCCCACACAUUGUUGUUCCCGCUGUGCAGUUUCUUACCUUCAGGGGGGUCGAGAUCAUAUAGGCAUCCUUCCACAGGCAGUGGAGAGUGAGAUGCCCUGUCAGGUCAUUUGAGGAAAAAGGGGCUUGCUUUUAGGUAGGGGUGAGGGAUGUGAUGCACCUGUGUACUUUUUAAGCUGCCUGUCCCUUCCGCUCCAGGGCUGUGAGGCAGGAAUGUAUCGCCUGCUGUGAGAAAUGGGGGCUGUCAAGCACCUCGCUUUCCUGCUGGGGUUUUACAAAGGUGUCAGCUCUCUAAGACUUCGUAAUAAACGCAUUUUGA
Molecule: messenger RNA, 2437 nt
Organism: Gekko japonicus
Lineage: Eukaryota; Metazoa; Chordata; Lepidosauria; Squamata; Gekkonidae
Gene: PKMYT1
Product: protein kinase, membrane associated tyrosine/threonine 1
Exons: 8
Coding region: 199-1965 (588 amino acids)
Biological process (GO): protein phosphorylation
Molecular function (GO): protein kinase activity; ATP binding
Source: RefSeq, a predicted model, not a curated record